Molecule: messenger RNA, 2462 nt
Organism: Erythranthe guttata (spotted monkey flower)
Lineage: Eukaryota; Viridiplantae; Streptophyta; Magnoliopsida; Lamiales; Phrymaceae
Product: transmembrane 9 superfamily member 9
Biological process (GO): protein localization to membrane
Cellular component (GO): membrane
Source: RefSeq, a predicted model, not a curated record
UUUCCUACCUUGUUUCCGGUUUCAUCUUCGCUCUUUCCGUUCAAUCCUUACACACAGUCACACACGCACACAGAUAUACAUACACACGCAGUUGUAGAGAGGGAGUGUAUAGCUGAAGGUUGGAUCUAGAUCUUCGAUUCAACAAUCAAUCUUGCGCUGUGGUGAUUGGAUAGAUAAAAGAUGGCGGUUGUUGGGAGAAGGCCUCACGCGAUUCGGAUGUGCGUUUGCGUCACGCUCCUUCUGCUCGUCACCGUCGCUCACUCCUUCUACCUUCCCGGUGUCGCUCCCCAGGAUUUCUUCAAGGGGGAUCUACUGAAGGUGAAAGUGAACAAACUGACCUCAAUAAAAACACAGCUUCCAUAUUCCUAUUAUUCCCUACCUUACUGUAAACCUGAGAAAAUUGUGGACAGUGCUGAAAACCUUGGAGAAGUUCUUCGGGGUGAUCGCAUUGAGAACUCUCCCUAUGUGUUUAAGAUGCGAGAGCCACAGAUGUGCAAUAUUGUCUGCCAUAUGACACUGAACGCCAAAGAUGCAAAGGAAUUCAAAGAGAAGAUCGAUGAUGAAUAUCGAGUGAACAUGAUUUUGGAUAAUCUCCCUCUUGUUAUGCCUUAUAAAACAGCUGAAAUGGUGUCCGUGGCUUAUCAGCAUGGUAUUGAUGUUGGUAGGAAAGGACAUUAUGCUGGGAGAUCGGAGGAGAAGUAUUUUAUCUACAAUCACUUGGCAUUUACUGUGAAGUACCACAAGGAUGAAGAAACUGCUGCUGCUAGAAUUGUGGGAUUUGAAGUCCAACCUUUCAGUGUAAAGCAUGAGCAUGAUGGUCAAUGGGAUGAUAAAACACGAUUAACAACGUGUGAUCCUCAUGCAAAACGAAGUGUAACCGACUCUAAUUCUCCUCAGGAGGUUGAAGAGAAUAAAGAAAUUGUUUUCACAUACGAUGUGGAGUUUCAGGAGAGUGAAAUCAAGUGGGCUUCUAGAUGGGAUACAUAUCUGUACAUGGCCGACGAUCAGAUCCAUUGGUUCUCGAUUGUGAAUUCUUUAAUGAUAGUCCUCUUCCUCUCGGGAAUGGUGGCCAUGAUUAUGCUCCGCACUCUCUACCGCGAUAUUUCCAAGUACAACCAAUUGGAAACACAGGAAGAAGCUCAAGAAGAAACCGGGUGGAAAUUAGUUCACGGCGAUGUUUUCAGGCCUCCAAUGAACUCCGAUUUGCUCUGCGUUUAUGUCGGAACAGGUGUUCAGUUCUUCGGAAUGAUAUUGGUCACAAUUAUCUUCGCAGCAUUAGGGUUCUUGUCCCCUUCUAACCGAGGAGGAUUAAUGACCGCCAUGCUUCUACUCUGGGUUUUCAUGGGACUUUUCGCUGGAUACGCUUCAGCCCGUCUUUACAAAAUGUUUAAAGGAACCGAAUGGAAGAAAAUGACUCUCAAGACAGCUUUAAUAUUCCCCGCAAUCCUCUUUGCUAUUUUCUUCGUCUUGAACGCACUUAUUUGGGGGGAGGAAUCCUCUGGGGCAGUCCCGUUUGGGACCAUGUUUGCGUUAGUAGUGCUGUGGUUCGGAAUUUCGGUACCGCUUGUAUUUGUGGGUAGUUAUGUAGGUUCGAAGAAACCAGCUAUUGAGCCUCCGGUGAAAACAAAUAAAAUCCCGAGGCAAAUACCCGAGCAGGCUUGGUACAUGAACCCUAUUUUCUCAAUCUUGAUUGGGGGCGUACUCCCCUUUGGAGCGGUGUUCAUCGAGCUGUUUUUCAUACUUUCGUCGAUCUGGCUGCACCAGUUCUAUUACAUCUUCGGUUUCCUCUUCGUCGUGUUCCUUAUCUUGAUUGUGACAUGUGCUGAAAUCACGGUCGUGCUUUGCUAUUUCCAGUUGUGCAGUGAGGAUUACUUGUGGUGGUGGAGGUCGUAUUUGACUUCUGGUUCGUCGGCGCUUUAUCUGUUCCUUUACGCGGCGUUCUACUUCUUCACGAGGCUGAAUAUCACGAAGCCGGUUUCUGGUGUUUUGUAUUUCGGGUAUAUGCUGAUUGGUUCGUAUGCUUUCUUUAUGCUGACUGGUACUAUUGGUUUCUACGCCUGUUUCUGGUUCACGAGGCUUAUCUACUCAUCGGUGAAGAUUGACUAAAAAAUGAAGUCGAAGACACAUAAAAACCUCGUCAAAAGUAAACUUAGUUUGAUGAUAUACUAGUUUGGCAUAUACUGUGUUUUCAUACUAGCCUUGGAUUAUAGUAAUUUUAUGUCUUAGUUCUCAUUUAUGGAGAGGAUAUUAGUGACAUUCUUCUACUCUUACAAGAAAAUUUGUAAGAGAGCCACAAAAGCUAAAUUACAUGUUAAACUUAUUUGUUUUCUAUUGUCGCGAGAUUUGAGAGGGUGCUCAUAAGUCAAGUUGAUGUCGAAAAUUUAUUUCAGUGUAGCGAUGCGAUGUUCGUAACUUUGCCAUAGUUCUCUGCCGCAUCCAUGCAAGAGUUGUUACUCUGUGUU